Messenger RNA from Papaver somniferum (opium poppy), 772 nucleotides. Its product is annotated as SKP1-like protein 1A. The record is from RefSeq and is a predicted model, not a curated record. Gene Ontology annotation, molecular function: cullin family protein binding. Gene Ontology annotation, cellular component: nucleus; cytoplasm. Gene Ontology annotation, biological process: SCF-dependent proteasomal ubiquitin-dependent protein catabolic process. The coding region runs from base 77 to 544 and encodes 155 amino acids. The transcript has a single exon. Lineage: Eukaryota; Viridiplantae; Streptophyta; Magnoliopsida; Ranunculales; Papaveraceae.
UCAUAGGUUCCAAAGAAAAAGGGCGACGCCGCGCGGAUUCUAGGGUUUGAGUUCAACACACUUUGCAGUUUGAAUCAUGUCGACACCAAGCAGGAUGAUAUCAUUAAAGAGUUCAGAAGGCGAGAUUUUUGAAGUCGAGGAUAUCAUCGCUCAUCAUUCACUGACCAUUAAGCACAUGAUCGAAGAAGAUUGCGCUGAUAAUCCAAUCCCUUUGGUUAAUGUAAAUAGCAAAAUCUUGAAGAUGGUUAUCGAGUACGGCAAGAAGCACCGCGAGAGUGGUGGUGAAAUUACUGAGGUCAAUGAGGAAACGCAGAAGUGGGACAAGGAGUUGGUGAAUGUUGAUCAAGAAACACUUUUCCAUCUACUCAUGGCUGCAAAUUAUCUCAACAUUAAGAACUUGUUGGACUUGACAUGCGAGACAGUUGCGAGCAUGAUUAGGGGUAAAACACAACAGGAGAUUCGAGACACGUUUGGGAUUAAGAACGAUUUCACCCCCGAGGAAGAAGAAGAGGUUCGUAAGGAAAAUCAAUGGGCUUUCAAUUAAGUGAAUUCAUCGGCGGAUCUACAUCUUUACUUUGUUUUCCUUUUGAGUAGAGUAGUUUACAUCAGUGCUGCUGUUCACUGAUUAUAGACAUAGUAGUAGUUGUUACUACAUCAGUGUUUAACCUAACUUUGGAUUUUAAGAGUUAGUUUUAGUUUGAUGGAAGCAAUAUCUUAAUUUCUUGUGUGAAUUUAUGAUUAAUUUAUGAUAAUUUGAUGAAUUGGGAUGUGA